UGUGGAACCUUACCCUCUAUUCCCUGAGCACUUAGCUUAGCUCUCUAGCUAACUUUGCUGCCGUCAAAUUCGGGUUCCAUCCAUCGCUGUCGCUACCUUUUGGUCUCUGCCUUUGCACUCUCGUGUUGAAAAUCAGUCUCCAAGUGCGACAGCCGUGGUUCCCCCAGCAAUAUGAGCAACAUGGGCAACAUGGGCACCGAGGCUAUCGCAAGCCAUUAUCAGGUUCUUGAAGAACUUGGCCGUGGCAGCUUUGGAGUGGUUUACAAAGGCAUCGAAAAGGCCACCGGCGAAGUCGUUGCUAUCAAACAUAUCGAUCUUGAAUCUACUGAAGAUGAUAUCCAGGAUAUCCAGGCCGAGAUCUCGGUUCUGAGUACUUGCGCUAGCUCGUACGUAACGCAGUACAAGGCUAGUUUCUUGCGAGGGACUAAGCUUUGGAUCGUAAUGGAAUACCUAGGAGGUGGAUCCUGUCUUGACCUGCUCAAACCCGAACCGUCUGUGUUCAGCGAGACGCACAUCGCCAUCAUCUGUCGCGAACUGCUUCGCGGCCUCGAAUAUCUCCAUGCCGAAGGCAAGAUCCACAGAGAUAUCAAGGCCGCCAAUGUCCUUCUCUCCGAGUCGGGCAAAGUCAAGCUGGCUGACUUUGGAGUGGCGGCACAGUUGACAAACAUGAAGUCGCAGCGGAACACGUUCGUGGGAACACCCUUUUGGAUGGCGCCUGAAGUGAUUCAGCAAGCUGGGUAUGAUUUUAAGGCAGAUAUCUGGUCUUUAGGAAUCACCGCUAUUGAAAUGGCCAACGGGGAGCCUCCACAUGCUAAUCUCCAUCCCAUGAAGGCCUUGUUUCAAAUCCCGAAGAACUCCCCACCCAAGCUCGAGGGUAAUUUCUCUAGGGACUUCAAGGACUUCGUAUCCCAGUGUCUUAUGAAAGACCCAGAUCGCCGACCUUCCGCGAAAGAGCUGCUCAAGCAUAGAUUCGUUAGGGCCUCUGGAAAAGUCGAAGCAUUGCAAGAAUUAAUCGAACGACGACGGAAAUAUGAUGCCACGAAGACCAAAAAGAAGAGCCGAACUUUCUACCAGGAGACACUGCAAGACCUAUCGCCUAGGGAUGAUAGGGAUGAAUGGGUUUUCGACACAGUUCGAUCAGUGGCCCCUAAGAAACCCACGAUCAAGUCACGCAAGCCGUCAUCGAUAUUUUCUACUGAAGAAGCCUUGCGCAGAAUGGAUAUCAAGGAUGCUCCGUUGCAACCGUCUUCGCCAGCCCCCGUCACCAUGCGCAAGGCCACGAUGCGAAGACAAUCCUCCCUCGCCCAGAUGUCGGUCACUGGGUCUGUUCGUGGCCCGCCUACCCCUGCGCUCAGACGUCCCCUACAGCCAGACAUGUCCUUUGGCAAUACGGGCUCUUCCAAUCGCAUCUUUCGCCGAGUACCCUCGGAUUGCUCCACCUCUGGCCAAGUCUCUCCACUCAGCUCAGUGAACACCAUGGUGGAUGAGAACAACUAUUAUCCUAGCAACACCGUUGACGCCACGAACAAAGAAGGAAUCCUAGGACGCCGCCUCUACGCACGGGCCGUGGAGCCCACUCUCGCCGAACUCCACGCGCAGACAUCCAGCAUGGCUAAGCGCGAGGCUCUGGGAAAGCUAUCGGACGCGCUUGCGCUGCUCGACUCCGUAGAUCCCGAAGGUGCUUACCACCUCCUGCGCAAUCUGAACAACGCCGUCUCGCAAGAUGCCCGGCUGGCCAACGCAUUCCUGCCCAACAACAACACCAGUGGUGGCGGUAACUCUCCUCUAAGCCUAAAGAGCCCCGUCUCUCCCACUUCCCAGAGCACGGUGAUAGUCAAGGGCGCGCCCAUGACGCCGUCAGCGGUGAGCCAUCCAAGCCAAAACCCCACGAAGCUGGUCCUCGCGUCCAACAACCCCCACCUGAAGAGUCACCGCCGACGACAGGAGAGCGUGGCGAUUGGCGGCGGCGGUCUCGGCCUAAACGGAAGUCCCGACAAGGCUUCGCGCCUUGACAGAGACCAGGAGAAGGCCGCGCUGCAGAUGAAGUACCCCGGCCGCGAGGGCCAGCCCGGUAUGGAGCACUGCAAGCAGCUAUCUGAUGUCCUUUAUGGUCGUUGGGUCGAUGGACUGCGUUUGCGAUGGCCGGGUGUUUGAGCGGGGCCUGCGUAGGUAAAGGAGUCUCAUUGACUG
Molecule: messenger RNA, 2190 nt
Organism: Hypoxylon fragiforme
Lineage: Eukaryota; Fungi; Ascomycota; Sordariomycetes; Xylariales; Hypoxylaceae
Product: Pkinase-domain-containing protein
Exons: 4
Coding region: 172-2154 (660 amino acids)
Biological process (GO): protein phosphorylation
Molecular function (GO): ATP binding; protein kinase activity
Source: RefSeq, a predicted model, not a curated record